UUAUAAGCAUCAGUUUUUUUCUCUUCUAGCUCCUGAGAAAAGACCGCUGCAUUAUCAGUGCUGUAGCUGCAAGCAUGACUUGACUGAGUUGCAUUCAUGGCUCUUGGAUGAUCUGGUGAACCAUGGAGCUCAAAGUAUGGGUGGAUGGAGUGCAGAGAAUUGUCUGUGGAGUCACCGAAGUCACAACAUGUCAGGAAGUUGUAAUAGCCCUUGCCCAGGCUAUUGGGCGCACCGGGCGCUACACGCUGAUCGAGAAGUGGCGGGACACCGAGCGGCACCUGGCGCCGCACGAGAACCCCAUCGUGUCGCUCAACAAGUGGGGGCAGUACGCCAGCGACGUGCAGCUCAUCCUGCGCCGCACCGGGCCCUCCCUCAGCGAGCGGCCCACCUCGGACAGCGUGGCUCGCAUCCCCGAGAGGACGUUGUACCGGCAGAGCCUGCCGCCCCUGGCCAAGCUGCGGCCCCAGAACGACAAGGCCAUGAAGAGGAGGGAGCCCAAGAGGAAGUCCCUGACCUUCACCGGCGGGGCGAAAGGGCUGAUGGAUAUCUUUGGGAAAAGUAAGGAGUCCGAGUUCAAGCAGAAGGUGCUCAACAACUGCAAAACGACGGCGGACGAGCUGAAGAAACUGAUUCACCUCCAGACGGAGAAGCUGCAGUGCAUUGAGAAGCAGCUGGAGUCCAACGAGGCCGAGAUCCGGUACUGGGAGCAGAAGUACAAUGCCAGCCUGGAGGAGGAGAUCCUCAAGCUGGAGCAGAAGAUCAAGAGAAAUGAAGUGGAGAUCGAAGAGGAGGAGUUCUGGGAGAACGAGCUGCAGAUUGAGCAGGAGAACGAGAAGCAGCUGAAGGAGCAGCUGCAGGAGAUGAGGCAGCGCAUCCUGGAGUGCGAGGGCAAGCUGAAAGACUACAUGUCCCAGAUCCACAACAUGGAGAGCGGCCUCGAGGCGGAGAAGUUGCAGCGGGAGGUGCAGGAAUCCCAAGUCAACGAGGAAGAGGUCAAAGAAAAGAUCGAGAAGGUGAAGGGUGAAAUCGAUAUUCAGGGCCAGCAGAGCCUGAGGUUGGAAAAUGGCAUCAAAGCUGUAGAAAGAUCUCUGGGCCAAGCUACCAAGCGGUUACAGGACAGGGAACAAGAACUAGAGCAACUGACAAAGGAGCUGCGACAGGUCAACCUCCAACAGUUUAUCCAGCAAACAGGAACAAAGGUCACAGUGCUGCCAGCAGACCCUGUUGAGGUGGAGGCCCCACCUGUGGAGCUCGAGAGAGAGCCGACAUUUCAGUCGGGGUCAUUGAAGCGCCCUGGGUCAUCGAGGCAGCUCCCCAGUAACCUUCGGAUCCUGCAGAAUCCCCUGUCGUCUGGUUUUAACCCGGAGGGCAUUUAUGUAUGACACUAUAUGCCUCUAGGAGAGGACCUAGCAAGGUACCCUGGACAAGAUACACUUUUCUUUUGUUCUGCCAAUGAUCAAUGGAAGAAGCUUUUUGGUUUUUGUUUUUUUUGUUAAACCACCCUUUUUUUAUUUGUCUUCUUCCUCCAACACACUACUUGGAGCCAUACCUUGUGCACUGAAGAGGCAGAGGAACUGUCUCGAUUCAUAAGUGGCAAUGGUGAAGUUGCUGUCACACACCUAGAGCGCAAAACCAAAUGGAGGUCUUUGCCACUUCAGAAGCAUUUGGGAAAGUAUUAUUCCAUGUAUAGGCAUAAAUAAAAGACUGAGGGUGAAGGAAACCAUGUAUGCAACUGAUUUGAGGUUUAAUUUAUUCCUUUUAAUCAAUGGACGUGUGAAUGUUGGCCUUUUAUAUUUUUUAUUUUUUAACUUGUGAAUAAUCAUGUAUGCUUGUACAUCAGUCUGACAAGGUGACUUUAAUUUGCAUGUACAGACAUCCAGCAUUUGAGCAAGUGCAACAGCUUGCAAUGUGGAGAGUUGUGUGCUGAACCUCUAAAAUGGUUCCUCACCACUGGCUUUGUUCCUUUCUGUUGUGGGUCGUACAUCACGUUCCAUCCGUUGCUACCUUUUAAGAUUUGAAAAGCGAGUUUGUGGGAUUUACUUGCUGUUGAAUCUGCCUUGAGAAAAGCACCUAGUGUUCAAAAGACUGAAGGAAUUAAAACCUUAGCUUGGUAAGAAUAUUUCCAGCAUACAAUUGAGGAUGCACUAGUUAGAUGAUAUUUUAUUAUAUAGAAUGUAUAUUUGAAAUAUUUUGCCACAUUGUAUAUGCCUUUUGAGAAAAAAACAAUGUAAGAAGUUGUCUUCAUAUAUCUUACCAAAAGAGAGUAAGAGGCUUUCACUGUGUGUGAUUUUGUACUUUAUUUCUGCCAAUAGCCAUUACAGUGUUCUUGUUUUGCAGUAAAUCAUGCUGUUGGAGGAGAAAAAAAAACAAAACAACACAAAUGAGCAUCCGCUCCCAGCCUUCCAGAGUUCACCCAGGUUUUGUAGAGGGAAGAAACCUGGCAGAGUCCCGUGAGGUCGGUAGCAGAGCUUCUGCUGACUUGAGUGGAGCUAGGCCAAUUUCAUUCCAGGUCCCCAGUGUAAAAUGGUAGACUUCAGCCCCUUAGAAAACAUACUGCUGCUCAGUCAUUUACAGAACAUGAAGUAUACAAACAGAAAAUCAAAAGAUCUAGUGGAUGGUUUGGGUUUUGGUUUUUGGGGUUUUUGUUUUGUUUUGUUUUGUUUUGUUUUUUUACAAAAAACCAAACCAGCAAAGAGAUAACAUUUUAUCUUAAUGUUACUCUAAUGCAGUCAAAGCGAGCUCUAGACAAAAUGGCUUUUGUUCAGAAAGAUACUACCAAGUAGCAUGUUGGGUGUGGGUCUUGAAAUUGGAUUGACAGCAUGCACGAGUUUGCAGAGUAAGUUAUUGGCAUCAGUGAGAUAGCUGAUAUACAUUAGGAGGCUACAGCCUCAUGGGUGAGAUGGAGAAUGGAUGGACCUUACCUAGUUGCGUUUGGAUUUCCUGUUCUAACAGCAGCUCGAACUAUCAUUCACACAUUUGGAAUGAUGGUCACCAUGACGUGAGAGGGUGUCACAGUGCUGUCACUGUAAUAUUUAAUAGUUAGGUCCCCAGAGCACAAAAACAAAGAGGAAUCCCAGAGUUCAGUCAGUGGCAAAAUGACAGAACUCCCAAUACCUUUGGUAGGGUCAGGAUUUUACCACUGGUAGGAAACUCCAAGCUUUUUAGCCACAGAAAAAUUUUAACUCCUAGUAUCUUCUUGUGUUGAUUUACUGGUGUGCAGAUAAAUGUUAAUUUCAAUUUUCUUUUUUUUUUCUUCUUUUUUUUUUUAAGAAAAGGAGCUUCUUAGUCAUACUGACAAACAGUGGCUUUAUCAGAUAUAGAAGAUGAAGGACUCUUGAGUGUUCAAUACAUUUUUUAUUUUCCACUUAUUAAUGGCAUCAUAUAUUCUAAAAAUGCUGCUGUACUUAGACUAACAGCAACAGAUAAGGCUGUGAAUAUAUAAAAAGGACCUUUCCGAAUGGACUCUGAAUUUUUACUGUUUAAAUUAUCAGGUCUUCUUUUUCCCUUGUGAGUAAACUGGAAAAUGAGAUGUUCCUAUCCAAGGAACCUUCGCAGUGCUCACAAUUUUACUGUUAGUUUAUCACAAUUCUGUGCUCAUGUUUACUGCGCCCAUAACUUUGUAUUAAAAAGAGAAUGUGUAUAUAGAUAUAUAUAUAUAUAUAUAUUAAAAAAAAUGUAAAAUAUACAUAGUUUCAGGACAAUAUCUGUCCAAGGUACUUGAGCAUAUAUGCCUUACAUUCUGGGUUCAAUUUACAGAAAAAAAAAAAAAAGUGAUACUCUCCAGUGAAUAACUUGCAUCUUCAGCACCUCCUCUUGACACUAGAGAACCGAGGCACUCAGCACCUUGCAAACUCUGGCCCAAAUUAUGCUGCACGGGAACGGGGGGAAACGCAAGGAAAAGCCUGUUGCAAUCUUAGCCUUGUGCUGAGGUAAGGUAGAUGAGUAUACAUACCCACUUAAUGUUGUUGUCAGACUUUAAGUGACUGGUCCAUCUCCCACAGAUACAAGUUUGAGCUGAACUGAGCUCUUGGGGCAUAAAGAAAAACAACUGCCCUCUUUCUCUGUGAGGUUAUUCCUGAGGUUAGAGGGAGGAGGAAAAGGAUUGAAAGGAAGAGGAAGAGCAGCUUUGGAGGGCUUGAGUUACGGUUUCCUAAUAGAACCAAGGAAGGAUUUUCCCAUUUAAGUUAAAAAAUAAAACAAUGGCAUCUGCUGAUUGCAGCAGCUAUUUGACUGAAGUGCCAGCCUAGAGCUGACUCAAAAACAGCCACUGCAUCACCAAGGGGAUCCACCUUAUCGGGGCUUUAGCGAAUGUCAGGGUGGUGUAGAGAACAUUUACAUCUUCAGCCACUGCUGUGGCAAAGGAGAGGCUUCUGUGUCUGAGCCUGCCAUUUGUGAGACGGCGACAAAUCUGCAGCUCCCUCCCUCCGUACUCCUGUUGCUUACUGAAUUUCAGCCAGGUUAACGUUUUGUAGCAUUUUCACCCUCUCUGUAAAUAAACCAAGAAGAAAUGGCAUGCCAUCACAUUAAAUGUGAAUUGAACAAUGUAUUACAGUUAUAAAAUUUCCUCACGUUACGGCGCUAAGAGUUUUGCUUGCGAUCAAUUACAGAACCUCACUCUUUUUUUGGAAAUGUAGAAAAAAGUCAUUUUCAGAAGUGUUUCAAACCUCCUCAUGGGACAUUAGCAGGAAAGAAGCUACAUGUACUAAUCAAGUGCCAGAUUAUGUACUGGCCAGCAUAAGUAUUUUUGUUUGCAUUAAAUAGUUAAAUACGCCAGCACUGUUUUCCAGUGCACGGGGAAUUUAUAUGGAGAACUCCUGAAGUUUAUUUACUUACACUAAUGGAAAUUAGCUGUUACCUCUCCAAUCCACGAGGAUACAGUUUAUGUUUGGUGGUGAUGCUAUGUUGUUGGGGGAAUGGGGAGUGACUGACUGACAAGCCAGUAGGGUAAUGCUAAGGUAAAUGUUCUGAAUGCCCAAGCAACGGAGAAAUGCAAAUCCCACUUUGAAAAGUGAGCUAGGAACCUGCCUCCCAUUAUCCUUCGGUGGGACUUAGGUUCCCAAGUGCCUGAAUUGCUUCUGAAAAUGCUAUGUUAGCUUUGUGAUUACUUGUUUUUAUUAACCCUAGCAAGCUGGAAGGAAGUUCUGUAGCAAGAGAACUACCACUAGCAUUAGCAAUAUGCAGACAUGCUUUCAUUGUGAGGUAAGAGGGAAAAGAUCUUUUAGUGAAGUAAGUCUCCUCUAGGGGCAAUAAUUGCCUUCUUUUUAGCUUGAAGAGUAUAUUUUAGUGAACUGGGAUCAUAUGAGUAUGAACAAAAAACAGAUCUUGUAAUUUUUAGCGAGUUAUCUUGAAGCAUAUAAAUUCCUGAUGUGCAUUAACUUGAGUGAAUUGGGCCUUAAUGAUCCAUGUAAAUACCAAAACUGUAUUCAGAUAUUUUCUCCAGAAAAGAGUCUUUAAUGGUCUGUACUGUAUCAAAAUUGAUAAGUGUCAAAGUGUUACUUUAUAUUACACUUCUUUUUUUUUUUAAAUAGAACAUUGAAACAUGCAUGUUUAUUUGCUACAGUAUUUUAAUGUUUUGGAUGAAGGCCAUCAGUUGUAUGGAGAUGACAAAACAAUCACUCUAUUUAUUCAGUAUUGCUGCUUAAAGUUUUCAAAAUAAAGCUUUCAAUGCCAAUAUAGUGACUGAUUGAAAGCUGUUCUAGCUCUCUUCAGCUGUUUUGGUUUUUUUUUUUCUUUUUUUUUUUUUUUUUUUUU
This is a messenger RNA of Tympanuchus pallidicinctus (lesser prairie-chicken), 5751 nucleotides long. It is a transcript of the gene RASSF8, whose product is annotated as Ras association domain family member 8. Gene Ontology annotation, biological process: signal transduction. The transcript has 4 exons. The record is from RefSeq and is a predicted model, not a curated record. Lineage: Eukaryota; Metazoa; Chordata; Aves; Galliformes; Phasianidae. Bases 123 to 1382 code for a protein of 419 amino acids.